Molecule: messenger RNA, 1329 nt
Organism: Debaryomyces hansenii CBS767
Lineage: Eukaryota; Fungi; Ascomycota; Pichiomycetes; Serinales; Debaryomycetaceae
Product: putative N(6)-L-threonylcarbamoyladenine synthase
Exons: 1
Coding region: 1-1329 (442 amino acids)
Biological process (GO): mitochondrial tRNA threonylcarbamoyladenosine modification
Cellular component (GO): mitochondrion
Source: RefSeq, a predicted model, not a curated record
AUGAUACGAUCGAGCAUAUCGAGAGGAAUUUUACCAAGAAGGAUUGGUGGAUAUUAUGGCGGUAGAUGUUACAUGGUUUUGGCGCUCGAAUCAUCUUGCGAUGAUGCGUGUGUAGCUCUUCUUGAUAAAUAUUCAAAAGAUCAAGCACCAAAGGUUAUAGACCAAUUUAAAGAGACAUUGAACUCAUCUGGGACUGGUGGAAUUAUUCCCACAGAUGCACACGAGUUUCAUCAAUUUACGAUUGCAAAUUUGGUAGCUAAAUUCUGUAAGAAACACAAUCUUAAUUCAACUUCACCACCAGAUUUGAUAUGUUGCACGCGAGGUCCUGGUAUGGUAGGCUCGUUGAGUGCUAGUUUACAAUUUGCAAAGGGACUUUCAGUAAGUUGGAAUAAGCCAUUGAUAGGAGUCCAUCAUAUGUUGGGGCAUAUUUUGAUAGCAAAUUUACCAAAGAGUCAACAACCCGAAAUGGAGGCACCUAAAUAUCCAUUUUUAAGUCUACUUUGUAGUGGGGGCCAUACCAUGCUCGUACUUCUGAAAUCUCUCACUGAGCAUGAGAUAAUCAUUGAUACGGUGGAUAUUGCGGCCGGUGAUUCUAUCGACAAGUGUGCCAGGGAGUUGGGUUUAGUAGGAAAUAUGUUGGGAAAGGAAUUAGAAAGCUACGUCAAAGCCAUUCCUGAGGACUUGAAAAAAAAAUUCGAAAACACAGAUACAAAGUCAAGAGAUAAUGAGUUUAAAUUUCAGCUUUCUCUCCCUCUAAGAAGUCCCAAGCACCUAAAAAUUCCCGAAAAGUUAGAAUUUUCUUUUGCAUCAUUUUUGAGUACAAUUCAAGGUUACAGGACAAAAUAUUUUAACGGUAAAGAUUUUGAUGAGAUGACAAAAAUGUUCAUUGCAUUUAAGCUUCAAGAAUUGGUUCUUGACCAUAUGGUUAACAGAAUAAAUAUCGCAUUGAUUAAACACGGGAUUGAUACAAUAAACUACACGAAAGCAGAUGGAAAAUUUAAGGGUGUUCAAGACUUUAUUUGUUCAGGAGGAGUUGCAUCGAAUCAACGAUUAAGAAAUAAACUUCAUAACAAUUUAAAUUACAGAAGCUUGACUAAAGAAUCAGAAUCGCAUAUUCUUAAUUUCCAUUUUCCCGAUUUAGCAUUAUGUACUGACAAUGCCAUUAUGAUAGGGGUUGCAGGUAUUGAAAUAUUUGAAAAUCUAAAAGUUAAAUCCGACUUGAAUAUUUUGCCAAUUAGAAAAUGGCCAAUGGAUGAGUUAUUGAAAGUUGACGGGUGGGUUCAAUUGAAUGAUGAAGAAAUUAAUAAAAUACGAAAUUUAGAUCUAUAA